Molecule: messenger RNA, 1707 nt
Organism: Cephus cinctus (wheat stem sawfly)
Lineage: Eukaryota; Metazoa; Arthropoda; Insecta; Hymenoptera; Cephidae
Gene: zetaCOP
Product: coatomer subunit zeta-1
Exons: 5
Coding region: 44-640 (198 amino acids)
Biological process (GO): intra-Golgi vesicle-mediated transport; retrograde vesicle-mediated transport, Golgi to endoplasmic reticulum; intracellular protein transport
Cellular component (GO): COPI vesicle coat
Source: RefSeq, a predicted model, not a curated record
AAACAGGCUCAUUGGCAAUCUCCCUACUGAUCUCUGCUGGCUCAUGUUCCCCAUUGGGGAUACAGCCAUAAGGAAAGGAAGGAAGGAAGGACGUCCUGUGACACGUGUGCACGUCACUUUAAUCAACUUUGACAUAAACAUGGAUGGGCAGUUAUUAGAACCUACACUGUAUACUGUUAAAGGAAUGGCAAUUCUGGACAAUGAUGGUAAUAGGAUACUAGCAAAAUAUUAUGACAAAAAAAUAUUUCCCACAUCAAAGGAACAAAAGGCUUUUGAAAAAAAUCUCUUUAACAAGACACAUAGGGCUAAUGCUGAGAUAAUUAUGUUAGAUGGCUUAACUUGUGUCUACAGGAGUAAUGUCGAUUUAUUCUUUUAUGUAAUGGGCUCAUCUCAUGAAAAUGAGCUUAUUCUUAUGAGUGUGUUAAACUGCUUAUAUGAUUCUGUGAGCCAAAUCCUUAGGAAAAAUGUGGAAAAGAGAGCAGUGCUUGAUAGUUUGGAUAUAGUGAUGCUAGCUGUUGAUGAAAUUUGUGAUGGAGGCAUUAUCCUUGAUGCAGACGCUAGUAGUGUGGUACAACGAGUAGCUUUACGUACAGACGAUAUUCCACUCGGAGAGCAAACGGUUGCACAAGCGGUAUUCUAAUUUAGGGGAGGAUUUUAAGAGGGUUUUUGAGAUUAAAAAACCAUUAGAUGAUUCUGAAACGCUUUACACAUAUUUAUUGAUAUUUGAGGAGGUACGGCUGUUUCAACAAAUGCAAGUAACCGAUCUGAAAUUUUGAUAUGUUCUUGGCACAAAAUCUUCAUGCUUGCAAAGUUUCUAAAGAAUUGUCCGGUCCGUUUUAGAGAUAGACACAAUGACAUGAACGUAAAUUGCGCUAUGCUUCUGAACGGUACAGAUUCAUGAAAUUCUUAUGAAACAAUUAUUUUCUAUUAAAAAUGAUUACUACAGUUUUUUUAAAUAAGAAAGUUGGAUAAAAUUCUCAAUCUAUAUAAGUAUGUCCAUCGUCGGUAUCAUAUUUCAUAAUUUAAAAAAAAAAAAUUGACAACAUAGCGGUACUUUAAAAACUAUCUAUCGAUUUCGGAUUUAACUUUUUCACAUUACGCGAUUUGCAAAUAAGAACAUAUUAACAAAUUGGAGUUAAAUGUGGUAGGGAUGUUAUAGAGAUAUUUAUUCUACGUGUAUAUACAAUUUUAAUUCAAUCGGGCAAUUAGUCACCACUUUAAAAAAAAAAUAAUUUUUAGAAAAUUUUUUAGAAAAACGCGUUUAAAGUUUUUCGUACCGUUUUGAUGGGUUUAAUAUAAAAUUUGACACUUACGGUUAAUUAGCCAGUCGCUAUCCGUAAAGGGAACUUAUCUUCUUCUAUUUAAAAAUCUUGUUAUUCAACAGUUUAUACUAAUUUAUAGGUAUGAUGGACUGUCCUAUUUUUAAUUAAACCAUACCUGCUUGACUUGUUAUUCUACCGCUUCCUGCGUAAUUAAAAAUUCUAUAACUUCAUCAAUUUUAUGAAUUUUGUAAUAUUGUGCAGGCACAUUUUUAAAACCUUAUAUUUGAAGAAAAAGCAAACGAAAAAUCUUUUUUUUAGACUUUUAGAUUAGAAUACCUUUUUAAUUUUGUUCAUAUAUUAUCCAACAUUCUUGGAUUGUCAGUGAUAGUAAGUUGUCUCUUUCAGUAUGCGAAAAGGGAUAGGCUCAAUGUCUGAGAUUAAUUAG